Molecule: messenger RNA, 309 nt
Organism: Gongylonema pulchrum
Lineage: Eukaryota; Metazoa; Nematoda; Chromadorea; Rhabditida; Gongylonematidae
Source: the annotation of a GenBank genome assembly
ACAGAGCACUAUUCGUUGCGCACGAAGCUACCGUAUAAUGCUGAAAUUGAAAAGUUAUAUCAGGAUGACGCAGUAUGGAUCAUCACGAGUAGCUUUAUCAUAUUUACAAUGCAUUCCGGUUUUGGCUUACUGGAAAGCGGUAGUGUUGCCGCGAAGGACGAAGUAAAUAUUAUGGUUAAAAAUGUUGUUGAUGUUGUAUUUGGCGGCCUAACUUAUUGGUCAUUUGGCUACGGGCUUAGUUUUGGUGAUGGCGUGUACAGCAAUGCUAUCGUUGGAUGGGGCAAAUUUUUUUUUAAUCCGGUGAGGUGA